AAACGUGUAAAACAACCAUACCGUAUUCUGGUGGUAUCGGUGGGAAUUGGGUUUGAUACAUUCGAGACGUGUGCACAUUCGACUCGUCCCCUUUGUAUAGGUAGCGGUGGUGGGCAUUUCGUCUCGGAUUUGACUGGGAGGUUUGGUUGUUUUCGUUCCCUUACACACCGCACACGUCUCUACAUACACGUGGGUCAUCGUCGAGCCUCGUUCCUGUGCUGCAAAGCGCCAGUGCUUGGUAUUUCUUCUUCUACUAUCGGGCCAUGUGGGUCUUCUCCUCCACCUGUCGCUGUGGUGUGCGGCGCGUGAUACCGAGCUGGGUCGGUGCGACACGGAUGGCUGCUUCUACCGGUGCCAUCACGAAGGAUACUCCGCCAAACGGUAGAGCAGCCGGAAAGAACGUGUCCGGACCAAAAGUCAACGGGCGCUCCCGAUCGGAAACGCCAUCGUGGCAUCCGGGCACCGCAACCUUUUCAUCCUUGUCCGAUACGACUGUGACGAGCAAAAGCACAAUUGCUACCGGCACGGAUGGAUCCAGUACCUCCCCACGACUGCCGCAUCAUUCACAGCCGCUCGGAUUUCCCUUGCCGGAAGACGAACACGCCUGUAGUGUUUCCUUACCGACCUGGUCCGCAGUGGUGGGAUACGAAGAAGGCGAUCCAACCACCGUACAGGCCAUGAAAUGUGGCUAUCCACGAUUCGUCUACCAUCCCUACGUUCUCCAGCUUAUGGAGUACGUGCUGGAAACGCACGGACACCCACACGAGGAUUGUCUCGUUUUGCCGAGUGCGAAUGCCGCCAUUCGUUGCCGAUCCUUUCUACAACAAGCGGUAGAGAACAAACCGCCUCGUGUCGACAACGCUCUAUUGGAAAAAAUCGACGGGUGGCCAUCCGGUGGUGGAACCGGGGACUAUCGGAAUACGGACAUUCGUUUGGUACGUGUGGGUGCCGCGGACGUUCACGCCGUCAUCUUUCCGGCGGAAACGCUGGCGGGGACUCAAGCCAAGUCCUACUGGCAACAUGGUGGAGAAGUUGUAUCUUCCCGGCGGGCGGCCCGGUGCUUACACGAUCUCGGGGUCGGUUUGCAUUCCCGCAUCACGGAUGGGGCCUGGAUCUGCCACGACAUGAUGCCACAAUCCGACACCGCGCCCGACUACUUGCGCCGGCAAAUUGCCCGGUGGGCCAAAGUUCCCAGUGCCGAUUCGGUCUUCCUGGCGCCUUCCGGUAUGGCGAGUAUUUACACGGCACUGCGAUCCGCGCGGCGUUACCAAAUGGAAAAGGGGCCGAACGCCACGGGGGGUACUUCGAUCGUGUUUGGCUUUCCGUAUCUGGAUACCCUCAAGUUGUGUUCGCGUGACGAACUGUGUCCGGGUGGCGUCGAGUUCUUUGGACACGGCGAUGCGCAAGAUUUAGACAGUCUGGAACGUUUACUGCGAACCAAGGGCAAAAACGCGGUUUGUGCCGUAUUUACCGAAGUCCCGUCGAAUCCGCUUUUGCAGUGUCCCGAUUUGUACCGCCUCCGACAACUCGCGGACGAGUACGACUUUUUACUCGUCGUCGACGAUACCAUUUCCAAUUUUUUGAACAUUAACGUGCUCGAAUCCGGCUUGGCCGACGUGAUUUGUUCCAGUCUGACCAAACUUGUGUCGGGACGUGGUGAUGCCAUGGCGGGCAGUGUCGUGACGAACCCGCACACGGCUGGAGGACGUUGGAUGCAACGGGACUUGGCCCAAUACUACGACGAAACCUCGCACGGUGGGCUUUACGAAGGGGAUGCCUGUGCCAUGGUACAGAACUCGCAGGACUUUGUGUCGCGUAACGCGGUAAUUAAUGAAACGUCCGAAGCAUUGGCCAGUUGGUUUCAGCAGCACGGUGACGUCGAGAAGGUGUACUACCCCAAGCUGGUGUCGACCAGAGAUCAUUAUGAAGCUGUUCGGUCGGGUGGUUACGGUGGACUCAUGAGUGUGGUGUUGGAACCACAUAUGUGCCAACGCACCUUUUACGACGCCUUGAAUGUCGCCAAGGGACCCUCCCUAGGCACCAAUUUUACGCUCGUCUGCCCCUACACCUUGCUUGCACACUAUCACGAACUAGAUUUCGCCAUGUCCUAUAAUGUUCAACCCAAUCUACUGCGUAUUGCGGUUGGCCUGGAACCGCUCGAAGUCUUGCAGGACAAGUUUGAAGAGGCCUUCACGAAAAGUCGACUGCAUCCGAAACUUGACAUUUAG
Messenger RNA from Phaeodactylum tricornutum CCAP 1055/1, 2228 nucleotides. RefSeq lists its product with no specific name. Gene Ontology annotation, molecular function: pyridoxal phosphate binding; cystathionine gamma-synthase activity. The transcript has 2 exons. The coding region runs from base 264 to 2228 and encodes 654 amino acids. The record is from RefSeq and is a predicted model, not a curated record. NCBI's taxonomy places the organism in Eukaryota, Bacillariophyta, Bacillariophyceae, Surirellales, Neidiaceae. Gene Ontology annotation, biological process: transsulfuration.